Messenger RNA from Alternaria atra, 402 nucleotides. RefSeq lists its product as uncharacterized. The record is from RefSeq and is a predicted model, not a curated record. Bases 1 to 402 code for a protein of 133 amino acids. The transcript has 2 exons. NCBI's taxonomy places the organism in Eukaryota, Fungi, Ascomycota, Dothideomycetes, Pleosporales, Pleosporaceae.
AUGGCAUCACGGUUCCUCCAAAGCUUUUCGCGCUCAGCGCCCACCGUGGCCCGCUCGUUCCAACAGCGAAGCGAAGUUCUCGCACCAGUCCUCUCCCGCACAUACGCCAGCAGCGCCGCACCCGGCCAAUCAUCCAACGUCUCCAACCCCCAAGCAAGCAGUGCUGAGAGUCAGGAUAUCAACAAGAGUGCCUCACUCGGUCGAACAGACAAGAACGAUGGCGACCACGCGUCGAUAGCAAACCCAGUCAGCCACCCAGAGCAGGAUCGAGCAGGCGCGACGGAGGAGACGACGGAGAGCCAGGACCACAUGAAGCAUGACCCAAAGGAGUCGGAUGCGAAGAAGAGGGAAAAGACGCUAAACUACGGCCAGAACAAGCCUUUGGACGCGGCUGAUAAGUAG